Messenger RNA from Schizophyllum commune H4-8, 390 nucleotides. RefSeq lists its product as uncharacterized. The record is from RefSeq and is a predicted model, not a curated record. Gene Ontology annotation, cellular component: DASH complex; mitotic spindle. NCBI's taxonomy places the organism in Eukaryota, Fungi, Basidiomycota, Agaricomycetes, Agaricales, Schizophyllaceae. The transcript has 3 exons. Bases 1 to 390 code for a protein of 129 amino acids. Gene Ontology annotation, biological process: mitotic cell cycle.
AUGCGUCAGUCAACCGCCGCGAAUCGCACUUCCAUCUACCCCAAUGCCGCACCCGUGAAUACCGCGGCGCAGAUGGCGACUUUGACCGAGAAGAAGAAGGAGUUCGACGGCGUUGCCGCGCUUGAGCGGUCUAGCGCGUUCAUGAGGCAGCAGAUUGAGGAUAUCGCGGAGGAUUGCGAUAUCAUGGGGGCGGCGAGUGAGACUAUGGGUACGGUGACAGGCCAGUGGUCGAAGAUGUUCGAGAUCUUGGCGUUGUUCUUAUCCUCAACCGGCCAAGAUCCAGAAAUCCAGGAUCCCUCACAAAUAGACGGCCAGCGCCUCGUUCGACUGCCUCUCGAUCAGCUGCAUCAGGAAGCAGCGCACCCUUCCCCGGAUGCGUCCUCAGGAUGA